Galendromus occidentalis (western predatory mite) is the source of this 822-nucleotide messenger RNA. Its product is annotated as U1 snRNP-associated protein usp106-like. Gene Ontology annotation, biological process: mRNA splice site recognition. Lineage: Eukaryota; Metazoa; Arthropoda; Arachnida; Mesostigmata; Phytoseiidae. Gene Ontology annotation, molecular function: mRNA binding. The record is from RefSeq and is a predicted model, not a curated record. Gene Ontology annotation, cellular component: U1 snRNP. The transcript has a single exon. The coding region runs from base 1 to 822 and encodes 273 amino acids.
AUGUCGGCUUCGAAGGAAAUGCGCGCUUCUGUCAAAGAACUCAUGGCCGCUGUGAACGAAGGCUUCUCGCCCACCCAACGUGAUCCGCAUGAGAAAAUGGAGAACUUCUGCUAUGGGUUCGCGGUGGACGCGUGUCCCGCGGAGUUACUCUACGGAACAAAGUUCGGACAGGGUAAAUGCAUGUGGAAUCACGACAAGUACAUAAGGAGCAGCAUUCCAUCCUCCGACGUCGGACGCGUGGAAUUGGGAGCUCUGCGCGUGAUCGAAAAAGCUCUGGAGAAACUCGACAGAUCAGAGCAGCGGUAUCGUAAGGACUUCGACCAUUUCGCGAACCUGCGGAAAGCUAAACGAGAACACGAUGUUCUCCUGAGGAAAAGAGAGAUUCACUACUCGAGGGAAAUCGAGCGGCUCCUCGAAGAAGCGAAGCGCUUCGGCGAGCAAGGACAGGUUGAGGAAGCCCUGAAAGUUAUGGAAAACGUUCACCAGACGCAGAAACGACUUCGCGCUCUGGUGAAUCGAAUUCAACAGCGAGAACAGGACGAUGCAUUAAGGGAGACAUCAACGAAGUUGGCGGUCAACGUUUGUGAUCAGUGCGGUAUCGCCUAUGGGCUGGAUAGUACGCUGAGUCGGCUCCAGGCGCAUCUCGACGGGAAGCUGCACAAAAACGUGUGUAGCUUGCGUGAGACCGCUAAUAAUCUACGCGCAAAGUACUCAGUCAAGGCUCGAAGCGAUUACUAUCCCGCUAUUGCUUCGAUGCAGAGGAGACCUGCUCUAGUGUCUACGCUCCGUGAAGAUUUCGAGCGGGAGGACUUGGAUUCAUAG